This is a messenger RNA of Hirundo rustica (Barn swallow), 4159 nucleotides long. Its product is annotated as zinc finger protein 501-like. The transcript is spliced from 3 exons. The record is from RefSeq and is a predicted model, not a curated record. NCBI's taxonomy places the organism in Eukaryota, Metazoa, Chordata, Aves, Passeriformes, Hirundinidae. Bases 1253 to 2542 code for a protein of 429 amino acids.
CCUUUCUUUAGCUGUUUUAAUGCUCUUUUCAUUUUUUGUUUUCAAUUUUGCUUUUUUAAUGCAAUUUUGGACAAUUUUUUCCUAUUUUUGGAAUUCUGUGUUCCUCCAGGCUCUCCUCCAUCCUGCAGCAUUUUGGGGCAUUUCCUGUCACUUCUAAGUCAUUUUGGGUCACUUUUAGGCCAUUUUUGGCCAUUUUUGUGGCAUUUUCUGUCAUAUUGGGUAAUUUGGAAAAAUUUUGUCUCAUUUUGGGUACAUUUAAAGGGGAUUUUUGGUCUUUUUUUGGGCCAUUUUCUGUUAUUUUGAGCCAUUUUUUGUAAUUUUGGGUACAUUUCUAGUCAGUUUUUGAUCAUUUUGGGGCCAUUUUCUGCCACGUUUUGGUCUCUUGAGGGGUGUUUUUGGUGACUUUUGAGCCCUUCUUUGCUGGCUUCAGUCCCGGUCUCAGUCUUGAUCUCAGCGCAGUCCAGGUCCCAGUGCCGGUAGCGGUGUCAGUCUUGGUCCCAGAGUGCUCCCAGUGCCAAUCUCAGUCUGGGUCCCAGUCCGGAGCGGUGCCAGUCUCGGUGCUGGUUCCGGUGCCGGUCUUGGUCUCAGUCUUGGUCCCAGUGCCAGUUCUGGUGUCAGUUACGGUCUUGGUCUCAGUCCCGGUCCCAGUGCCUCUGUGGCGCCGGUCUCAGUUCCGGUGUACUGGUUCCGGUCCUGGUCCCAGUCCUGCAGCGGUGCCGCUCUCAGUUCUGGUGUCAGUUCUGGUCCCAGUCUUGGUCUUGGUGCCUGUCCCAGAGCAGCGCCGCUGUCGGUGCCGGUCUCGGAUUCGGUGUCGGUCUCAGUCUUGGUGCUGGUGCCGGUUCUGGUGCUGAUCUUGGUCUGGGUCUCAGUCCAGGUCCUGGAGAUUUUAGGCCCAUUUGGGUAAUUUUCGGCCAAAGCGUGUUGCGUUGUGGUUUUUGGGAGUGGAGCUGAAGCCCAGAGCCGAUAAGCCUCUGCGGUGGAAAGGCCGCUUGGGGAAGCUCAGGCGAAGCAGUCAAGCUCACACAUGCACACACGCCACGUGGGCAGCUCAGCAAGGAGAGGCCAGAAGGCCUUUGCACUGGAUCAGUUCCAGCCAGGUUUAUUUCCAGAAGCCCAAGGGGAAUCCAGAUUGGAAAGGGGAGCACGUGUGCCGGUCUCCAGCUCAAGUGUGAGCUUCAGCAGCCAAAGACCUUGAGGCACGGGGGCAGAGCAAAGGGCAGGAAAGGCUUUCCUAUUCCCAACCCUUCGCAGGAUGGAGGAGGAGGCUGUGAGGAAGAGGAAGAUGCCCCAGGACAGCCAGGCAGACAAGGAGCUGUGCAUGGAGACCAGGGAGAACAAAUCCCCACGGCAGAUCCUCGUGGAAGAGGCCGUUUUGAGCGGCUCCAUGGUGCAGGAAUCCCACGGGGAGGAAAAGUCCUGGCGAUCCCUGGUGAGAAGAGACUGCAAAAGCAGAUCACGAGGAUCUGGGGAGGAAAAGUCCUGGCAAUCCCUCGCUAGAGAAGACUGCAAAAGCACAUCACGAGGAUCUGAGGAGGAAAGAGCCACCCUGUGCCAGGAAGGCGGCCAGAGAUGGAGCCAGAGCUCAGACCUGGUCCUCCAUGAGCAGCUUCAUGAUGGGGAGAAGCCCCACAAGUGCUUUGGGUGUGCGAAGAGCUUCACCUGGCGGUGCCACCUGCUUAGCCACCAGAGGAUUCACACAGAUGAACGGCCCUACGAAUGUGGGGAAUGUGGGAAGAGCUUCAGGAAGAGCUCCAGCCUGAUAGAACACCAGAGGAUCCACACUGGGGAGAGGCCCUAUGAGUGUGGGGAAUGUGGGGUGAGCUUCAGGAAGAGCUCCAGCCUGAUCCAGCACCAGAGGAUCCACACUGGGGAGAGGCCCUACAAGUGUGGAGAAUGUGGGAAGAGGUUCAGACAGAGCUCCAGCCUAACCCAGCACCAGAAGAUCCACACUGGGGAACGGCCAUACAAGUGUGGGGAGUGUGGGAAGCGCUUCAGGCACCGUACCACCCUGAUCGUCCACCAAAGGAUCCACACAGGGGAGAGGCCCUACAAGUGUUCCGAGUGUGGGGAGGGGUUUCUGACCAGCUCCCAGCUCCUUGAACAUCAGCAGACACACAUAGAGGAGAGGCCCUUCCGCUGCCCCGACUGCGGGAAGGGCUUCAAGCGCAGCUCCAACCUCACCCGCCACAGGCGCAUCCACACCGGGGAGAGGCCCCACGAGUGUGAUGUAUGUGGGAUGAGCUUCAUACAGAGCUGGGCCCUGAUCUGCCACCAGAGGACCCACACUGGGGAGAGGCCUUAUGAGUGUGAUAAAUGCAGCAAGAGGUUCCACACAAGCUCUGAUCUCCUCCUGCACCAGCGUAUUCACACAGAGGAGAGGCCCUUCCGCUGUUCUGACUGCAGGAAGGGCUUCAAGCAGAAAUCCGCCCUCGUCAGACACCGGCGCAUCCACACCGGGGAGAGGCCCUUCAAGUGUCCCCAGUGUGGGAAGAGCUUUUCACAGAGGUCUCACAUGACCAAACACCAACUGAGGCACUGCUAAGGGAAGCCCUGUGAGUGUCUUGAGUGCAGGAAGAGCUUCAUGCACUGCUCCAACUCCAUCCUCCACUGGAGGACCCAUGUUGGGCAGAGCCCUGGUGACACACAUUCCUUGUGAUCCAUUUUGGGAAGACACCUGGCUGCUUAUUCUUUUUUUUUUUUCCCCUAGUUUUUUUCUCUUCCCUCUUACUUUGCACUCCAGAAGCCAAGAGAGAUCCAUCUGUCACCUCAAAACCACUGAAAUCCCACUGAGAACAACUCAACCUUACCCCAAAAGGGCUCAGUCCCACCUCAGAAUGGCAUGUUCCCACCUCAGAAAAACUCAAUCCCACACCAAACUUACUCGAUUCCACAGCUGCCAGAGUGAGAUGAGGCUGGAAGGAGAUUGGGAGAAGUGGGAUGCAAAUUUGGAGCGGUGGAAUGGGGAUUGUGCACGGCUGGGUGGGUGGGAUGUAUUUGAUAGUAAACCACUUCUGUGGUUAUAAUGUGGGGCCAGGUCAUGUCUGUCACCCUCCCUUACAAGGGUGGCUGAGAUCAUCUCCAUUCCUGCUUACCUGGGGGAUGGGCUGGAGGUGGUCUCUGUGGAGCGGAGUUUCUGGUGGGGGCUCUGCAACCAUCAUUGCCAGAUGGAAAGAGAGGAGAGGAGAGAGGAGAGGAGAGAGGAGAGGAGAGGGAGAGGAGAGGGAGAGAAGGGGAGAGGGAGAGACGCAGUUCCGCCCGCUCCGUUCCGCCAGUGCCGCCGCGGCCGCUUCCCAAACCCUGUGUAAGCCCCGCCUCCCUUGACGACAGCCAAUGGGCGUCGAGGAACAGCCGGAGGGGCGGAGCAAGUGGCGUUCCACAGUGUGAACCAACAGAGAGGGGGCGUGACCAGAACACAACCGAGCGAUCUGAUUGGUCGGGAGGUGGAGGGUUCUAAAAGGGGUGGGGCUCAGGCCCGGGGUCACCCUGGGAUUUUGGGAGCAGCUCCAGGUGUUCCCAGUCCCUCUCCAGCUCUCCUGGAGCCCCUUCACGCCCUGCAAGGGGCUCUGAGCUCUCCCUGCAUCCUUCCCUUCUCCAGGGGAACAUUCCCAGCUCUCCCAGCCCGGCUCCAGUUCCUCUGGGCUCGCCCCAGCAGCCCCCAUCCUGCAGCUGGGCUCUCACCUGAGUGGGGCCCAGGGGCAGAAUCCCCCCGCAGCCGCUGCCCACGCUGGGGCUCAGCCCAGUGUUACCUCCGCUGAGGUGUAGCGACCUGGUUUGGGAACGACACGGCAGCCACAGCCAGGCUGCUCGGACCAUCAGCUCACAGACACCAAUGUGGUGGACGGCUAAUGGCGUUUAUUAACUGGUUACAUGGAGUUAUAAAAUCUCUGUUUGCUACAUCACUUCCAUCUGCUUACGUUACAAGUUAGGUAUUGCUUACCUUAUCAAGGACGCUAACCAACUAAGUAUUGAGGGAGGGGUUCUGUCUGCCCGUACAACACAAUAUCUUCCGACUGCCUGUCCCUAAUCUCCCACAGCCCAGGGCACCUUUGGGCUCAUGUCCAGCCUCUCACCCACCCGCACGGUGCUCAUGGCGGGAGCUGUGCAGGUGACAUCAUUGACACCAAAUAAACCAUCUCGCCCUGUUUCUUUUCUUUUUUAA